Molecule: messenger RNA, 7387 nt
Organism: Lymnaea stagnalis (great pond snail)
Lineage: Eukaryota; Metazoa; Mollusca; Gastropoda; Lymnaeidae
Source: the annotation of a GenBank genome assembly
ACUGGACCAUGGAUCACCAACACUGGCUUAAGAUUAGAAAUUCCUGAUAUCACUAUCAUGGCACUAGCCCUUCAGUUAUUUUAUGUAUUGGGAUAUCAGACUUUGAACUUGGGCAAAGAAAUCAGACUUUGAGCUAUUAAGCACCCUCUUUUACAGUUAGACUCUGAACUUAAGAGUAGCCCUCAAAACCAGAUUUCUUCUAGCCUUAUGAAGUGACAGUGUUUGUCAAUAUGAGCUUCCAGAGGAAAUUAUAUAGUGUGUUUUUAUUAUAAUUAAAUACUUUAAAUUUCUUUAGCUCUGCGGUUAUCAAGAGUACCGGUGUUUAUACAUGAAAACAUGUUUUGUGUUGAUAAAUUAUGAAUUGGACGUUUCUCUAAUUACUUUUUUUUUUAUUAUGCAGGUUUUCUAUCAGGCCGUGUAGCCCUCAUAACUGGAUCAACUAGUGGAAUAGGUGAGGGUGUUGCACGUUGCUUAGCCAGCAGAGGGGCCAACAUUGUUUUCAAUGGCUUUGGUGAUGAAGAACAGAUCAAUAAACUAGUGGCUUCUGUUAAAAAGUAAUUAUCUUAGUCAUAAUUACAUUUGUAGCAGAUAUUUCAAAUUUUGUUUAGUCUUAUAAUCAUAAGGACAUAUAUAUAUAUGUAUUAUUCAAAUGGAUAUUAAUGUUUUCUGUCAUAUUAAAAAGUUUGUAUAAAGUAUCAAGUUGCCAGCAGUUAAGGGUUAGUUGGAAUAAACUUGUCAGCUAAGCAAGACAACCAGUUUAAGAAGAAGAAACAAACAAGACAGCAACAAACUUAGUUUGGGAUUAAAAUCUGUUGUUUAUGCUUCCCUGAAAAGGGAUUGGAUACAACAGGAGCCCACCGAAAAGGAAAGCACAGGACCAAGAUGUAGAUGGCCUGUGCUCAAGGCUCGGUGAAAGAUCAAUGAAAAAAGUGAAUAAAAUGUUUUGAAUUAAAAGAAAAAAAGAGCCCUAAAGUCUAAGUUUUUGUUGUUGUUUUUUUGCAGAGACUAUAAUGUUGAUGCUACAUUUAUUGGGGGCGAUUUAUCCAAAGAAGAAGAUGUAAAAGCAUUGCAUAAUCAUGCUUUGUCUAAAUUUCCUGGAGGGAUUGACAUUUUGGUCAACAAUGCUGGUAAGAAUUUCUUAGCAAGAUACUGAAGAUUUUAUUAUUCUUGUAGUAAGUUGUAGCAAAUGCUAACUACUAAACAUUAAGUUACAGAUGCAUAAAAUGCACUAACAUUUUUUCCAAUGAUAGUUGGAUACCAUUUAUAAUUAAAAAGAUAAAUUAUUGAAGUGUUAUAUUUCAAAACAAACUAAUAACUUAAGCUUACCGGUACUUCAUGUUUGCAAAUUGGCUCAUUAAUUUUGAAGUGUUGUAGAAUAAUUAAAAUCGUUUUUUGGAGUGGGGGAAAAUGUGCUCAGUUAUUAUUUUGUGUAAAUUCAUAUUUUAGUGGUUAAUUAUUAGUUGAAAUAAAUAUUCAUAAAUCAUAUUUUAGCGUAUUUUACAAGACAAAACCAAUCUUUGUAUUUUCAGUUUUAGAGAAUUAGUUUUUCAAAACCAAUUUUCAUAUUUUAGUCUGUUUAGAAUCCAAAUCAAAUAAUCACACUAAGGAUAAUUAUAAGGCUAAACCAGUAUUUGUAUUUAGAAUAUUUAUUAUAGUGUUGUAUAUUGUUCAGCAAUGCGAGUAGGUUCCUAAAAUCUUUUGAUUCCCAGAGUCCUUGUAAAAUUUAUGUUCUCACCAGGCACCCUAUGUCAAGUCGAGUUCCAACAAAUACACUUAGAAAUAGCAUAUUUUUUUAAAUUACAGGGUUGGGUAAAAGUAAAAAAAAACAUAUACUUAUAUAGUGCAUUUAGGACCAACUGCAGACAGUAAUUACUCUAGUGAGUUACUGUUCUGCAUCAGAUCAACUAAAGGUCACAUAAGAUUGAAAGUGGAUAUAAAAUUAUGGAAAUUGUGUAAUAAUUCUUGGCACCCCAAUGAGGAAGCUGUGACUCCCCAGGGCAACAUGGCACACAUUUAGGGAACCACUGAGCAACGCAAAACAACAGAAAACCCAUGGCAUAUUUUUUUUAAUGUGAUGUUAUAAUUGUCUAUAAAUAAAUUAAUUUUGUUGGUUUUCUUGGUGUGUUUCAAAAGCUACUAACUUGUACAUAUGCAGAUGUGGCUUUCCAAAAAGGUAUGCAUGCAACAGGGGUGAGGGUGUGUACAUUUGACUUUUUGCGUUUUUAAUAUAUGGUAAACAUCCUUAAUUUAAAAAAAUAUAUCACAUACACAUAUCAACAUUUUUUUUUAAAAAUGGGAAAGAAAUACAAAAGUACUCCUCUCUGUAUUCUGUAUCAUUAUUUUGUUGGCAAUCAUUCAUGUUUGAUAUGAAUUUUAAAUGUUUUUAGUCCGAUUUGAAAAAAAAGAGUUCAAGUUCAAAUGUCUUGCACUCAUUACUCUGUUUACUCUUUAUGAGCAUUAGUAACAAAUAGAAAGAUAGACAACUCCGCUUAUUAUGUGAAACUAUUUUGAAACAAGCACAUUAGCUCCCAUUAAAACUUCAUGUACUAUAAAAAAAGAUAAGCAAAUGAUUUAAUUAUUAAUAUUGAUUGAAAUUAUUUAUCAUGUGUUGGGGUGCCAGCAUAUGGACUGGAUUUAAAUUUUCAUUUGUUGAGCCAGUGCUAAGAACUUCAACACAUGAACUGCUGAAUUUUUUUAAAAGCAUCUUUUUGUCAUCAAUAAUAUAACUGAACAAGAGAAACAACAAAAUUAUAUUUAAAAAAAUAUUAAGUAAAAUGUUACCUUUUUUAUUACUAAAUAAUCCAGGCUUUCAAAAUGUGUCUCCACUGGAAAAUUUUCCAUUGGAUGUCUUCAACAAAAUGACAGCUCUCAUGUUGACUGCUCCUUUUCAUCUCUCAAAGCUCUGUGUUGGAAAUAUGAAGCAGAAAGGUAUGUUUUAAGAGUAACUCAAUUCCAACAAAUUAACAAAUAUUUCUUUACACCACAGACAGACCUGAGUUUAUGUCUUAUUGAUAAUAUAUUUUUUUAUCUAUUCCAUUCACAUGUGACAUGAAAUAGUUUGGGCAACUAGAUUUAAGCUGAUCAGAAUUUCAUCGUUUUGUUUUUGUAAAGGUUGGGGAAGGAUUAUCAAUAUAGCUUCCGCACAUGGUCAUGUUGCCUCCCCUAACAAGACAGCCUAUGUUGCCAUCAAGCAUGGCAUUGUUGGACUAACAAAGGUGAACUAUUUUUUUGGGGCUUUUUUGAGGUUUUAAUAUUGUUUUAUAUAUUUUAAUGUCUUAUGCAGACCUGUUUACCCUCAAACUCAUAUUAUACAAUAUUGUCUAAAAAUCGUACAAUCCAGUAUCUUAAUGGUAAAUAAAUAAACAUACAGUACUGGGUAUAUAUAAUGUAGACAAUAACUACUCGCAUCAUGUGUCAAGUGGGAUCGAGUUAAGCUUUCGUAAAAAAUGGUAUCUUCUUAAAGUAGAUGAUCGAUGUUUAUAUUGCAAUCUGCUGUCACUUUUUUUUUGCAGACAUGUAUUUGCUAUAGAUAUUAACUGAUAUUUAGUGCACAGAGGGAUCACAUUAUCACAGUGUCACUUGUAAAAAUAAAGUUACUGGUGAAAUUUAAUGUGGUUCAAUCUUAAAGUCAGAUGAUAAAAGCAUAAAAUAAAAUUUAUUGAAAUAAGAAUUAAUUAACAAAUUAUGACAUUGUUUAAAAAACCUACCAAGUAACUUAAUAUUAAUAAUUUAGGAAAAGCUGGUUAAAAAAACAUCAAUAUCCAUUAAAUCUAUUUCCCGCUAAUAAUAUAUAUUAUAGUAUGAUAACUGUCACAAGUUGUAUAUGGUAAAAGGAAGAGGAGUGUUGGAACCAAACAGGGUAUUAAAAAUUUUACAGUUGUUUUGUGCGUUCUAAAAAUAGAUUGUAAUGGCUGUCUCAUAUAAAGGCUGUAUCCUAUUAAGUAUGUUGAAAUCUGAUGUUGUUGCACGGAACAGUUGAGAAUGCAUUUUCUAGUUUUCUCCGUUUCUCAAGUCGCUGUGGUUCACCGAAUGAAAUAAUUAUGUCACAAAUUACACCACACAGCACCUAAGAAAUCAAAAGUGAGGAUUGACUAAAAUGACCACUAAGGCAAAUCCACAUAUUUGAGUUUUUAAGAUUUCAUACAUAAUAUGACAUACAAAAUUUCUUUGUUUCCCUACAGGCUAUUGCUAUUGAGUCUGCUGGAACCGGUGUAACGUGCACAGCCUUGUGCCCUGGAUAUGUUGAAACACCAUGUAAUUAAUUGUUUAUUUCUUUUUAAGUGAUGAGCAAAGAAUUUUAAAAUUUCCUUUAAGUAAAUAUUGAUUUGGACUUAUUUUUAAACAAAAUACAUUUUUAACCGAAAACUUAAAGUUGAAAUAAUUUUUUUUUUGGUCAGUAUUCAUCAAACAAGCUGAAGAUAUAGCAAAAAAGCAGGGGAUUUCUUAUGAAGAAGGAAAGGUAAUUACAGUAAUUAUUAUGUGUUAUGUACAUUUAUUUUUAAUGUAAUGUUAAAACAUUUGAAAACAUAAAUUUAAUAGCAGAGGUUGUGCUCAUGUAGUAAGUCAUUUCCGAAGAUUAUUAAACACAACAAAUUAAAAGACUAUUUUUGUAACGAUGGAACAGUGUACACCAUAUGAGAAAUAUUGAAUGUUUAAACCUUUGAAAUACCUUUCCCCAAAUACAACCUAUCAAUCCCUGAACAGAAAAUAUUUUAUUAUUGUAUCGUAAUCAUAAAAUGCUAUUAUUUACAUUUUAAUUUAAACAUUUCAUUUAAUCAGACCCAGACCAAACAGAUUAUUCUCAGAAAGUCCAAUAUAUUUGUCCUUAUAUUUGAAUAUUCAUUUUUACAGAAAUAUAUUCUACGAGUGCAACCAUCAGGAGAAGCUGUCAAAAUAGAAGAGGUCAGUUGGUUUUAAAAAUUAAAGGAAAUGUGAAUAAAUUAGAAAUAAUGCAAUUUAGAACCCUUGAUAUGUUGUUAAUUAGGAGCAUAAAGUUACGAUGUGCCUCAAUAGGAAACAAAUGGAUAGACAUUUUCACUGGGUGCUGAAUCUUAUAUUUUGCACACAAAAAAAAGACAACCUUAAAAUUUAAUGAAAAUCAGGCUUUAGACAAGAUGGGUUUUUUUAAAGUUGUGACUUAUCCAUUUGAGGAGGAUGUAAGCAUGUAAGAAUGACUGCGCAGCUAAGGUUAAAUCGCGUGGAUAUAAAAUUAGUAUUUUUUUAAAAGAUGAAGUUUUUUCUGGGUUUUGUUGGAAAUGCACACUAGUCCACCCUUUAAUAGACAUAUUUAUUGAACAUCCCCCAAAACUUUAAUUUUCAAAUAAAUAUUCGGAUCCACAUCAGUAGUAACAGUAAUAUUUACCUUGACGAAUACUUGAAAAAAAAAAAAAGAUAUUCGGCAGAGGCGAUUUCGGAUUGUUCCUUUUUCCUCAACAUGCCACAGUUUAUUUAUUCAACUUUUUGGAGAAUGAAGCCAUUACAUAAUUUUAUUUCUUUGUAUUUUCGUACAGAUUUCUGAAUGUGUUGCCUUUUUGUGCUCCUCUGCUGCCAACCAGAUGACAGGAACAUCCCUCAUUGUCGAUGGAGGUUGGACAGCAAACUAGCUUAAGUUCAUUAACAGAGCUAUGAAGUUUCCAGUAUAAACAAGAGAGAGAUCAUCUGAGUUUGCAGCAAGUUUGUAGUUUACUGCUAGGGUGCAAUACAAUUAGAAAUACCAAACAAAUCAGAAUUAAAUAAAUUAUUCUUUAAGAAUUCCCUCCCCAUGUGAAAAUACCUUGAAGGACUUGACUGUCUACUGCUGAACUGUCUCAUUGUGAAACAUGUUAAAAUGUGUUGGAUAGCUAUCACGAUUGGUCUAAAAAUGUACAACUAGUGAUAAAGGGAAUAAUACAUUCUGUGAAACUGUGACAUCUUCAAUUACUCCAGUAACAAUUGGUUACUUGGUGUGAUUAAAAACUGAUACUUAAAGAUGUGCUUGACUUUAGCUUAACAGCUAGCAGCUCCACUGCAUGCCCUUUGGAAUUAAAAGGGACCAAAAGUAGUUGAAUGGCCUUGCAUUCCUAGUACCAUAGGCUUCCAGUGAUGCUAUUAUAAUAAUUAUAAUUAUAUAUUUUAAGAUGCUUUGUUGACAUACAUGGCCAUUUUUAAAAGUGUACUUUAAUGUAAGAACUUAAGAAUGAUGCAUAUAAGUAUUAUAAGAAAACUGAAAACCAACAGUAACAGUUUUAAUCCAUUUUUAAUAGUGGAGUAAAUAGCAAGUUAAGAGUGUUUUCAUAUUUUUAAAAAUGGGGGAUUUAACAUCUUUUGGGUCACCAGUCACUUUCUAUUUUAAAUUGAUUUUUUGGUGUAUUGCAAGUGCCUUUUUGCUUUUAAAGAAGUUGUGCAAGUACAAUUUUGUUCACCUUUUAUGUAAACUAUCUAUACUCAGAGAGAUAGACAAAACUAAAUAAAAUUAAUUAGCCAGCCUUUUUAUCUCUGUAGUAAUCAUUUGAGGGCUGAGAAAACAAAAAAAUAUAGAUGCUGCCCUGGAAACGUUUUUCCUUGUCUACCUCUGUUGAUGUGAAUGAUUAAACUUACCUGAAUUAGAUCAUUAUUAUAAAGAAAUGUUUAAAUCCUUUAAAUAAUUUAUUAUUUGGCCGUGAAAGCCAUAGCAAUGAUGAAUUUAAAAUCAAAAGAACAAUUUUACUAGGCCAUUUAUUGUUGGCUGUUUUAACAUUGACUGCAAUUAUUUACAAUCAUAUGAACUAUUUUACUCCAAUGUCAUGCUAGCAAUAUGUUGUUGUUGAAAUAAGCAUACUUUACACAUGUUAAUUUUGUGAAAGUAAAAGUUGACUGAACUCUUGAAUCCUCUCACUACAAUCUUUAUUAGUUUAUUUUUAGAUAUUUCAACUAUACAUUUGAUUACUAGGAUUAUCAGUAAAGGUUUGUGUGAUGUUUUUAAUAUAUAUUAGUUUGUUUCUAUUGCCUCAUGACAUGUAUUCCCGGUUUUCUUUGAUUUGUUUACAGGACUGACUUUUUUUUUGUGGUUUUGAUUGAAAUGCUCAAAAAUAUAUUUUAAUUGUAGAAAUUAAAUAAUUUAUGGAAUAAAUAUGGACUUAUUUAAUUUUUGUUUUUUUACAUUUCAUUUUUAAGGUUCUCGAACUAACUUUGGCUUUCGUUAAAUCAAGCAAUUGGACAAAACUGUUAUUUUUAAAAAUUCCUCUAAUGUAGUUAUAAUUCAAUUAAUUGCUUUUUGAUGCCGCAUAAAAUCUCUGUACAACAUAUGCCACUAUAUAUCCACUUUCCUCUCCCUUUUUAAAACCCAUAGCUCAUCUUGCUAACAAAAACACAAUUGACAGUACAUGCUCAGAAACAAAAUCAACUUAUAGAGGGAAAAAGUUAUUAUAUG